AUGGCCAGCCUCGACUCUGUCACUCUCCUCUCCGAGGCAGCCUUCGGUUGUGAGCACCUUGCAGCCAUCAUGCAGGACCAGUCUACGGCUGGCCUGUUCAAGGAUGGCUACCGCAAGCAGUAUGCGGCCUUGGCACCUUACACCAAGCCCGAGACUGCUGCGGUGCCAACCAGCGGCUUGCGGACAGUGGCUACCCUAAAGCCCAAAUACCACUGCUUGAGCUGCUUCGAGGGCUGCCUCAACACGGAGCGUGAGGCUCACACCAAGAAGACCGGCCAUGCGUUUUUCAUGGAGUCUCGGAACCGGUACGUCUUUUGCGAGACUUGCGGUGACUUUGUUUAUGACCACGGUCUUGAAAGACUGUGCGGCCCUGCAGGUAAAUUCGAAUACCAGGGCCGGUGGACUGAAGACUCGGCAUCUGAAGUCUACGUCAAAAACAACGCCUACAAGAACCCCUGCUCUCGCCGUGGGGCCCGAGGCGUCUGGAACAUGGGCCAGACAUGUUAUCAGGCCCGCAAUCUGUGCAUGGGUUGCGCCGCCACCGAGGUCUUCAUGGAAUUCAACAGCGGCGAGCGGACGGACGCAGUGUCGGCGGCAACCCUGUUGUACCAUGGCUGGGAUCUGUCACGCGAAAUGGCCGGGUAUCGACAGCAAGAUGCCCAUGAGUACUUCCAAUUCCUGGUCAACGCCUUGCACGCCGCGACCCCUGGUCACUCGGAAAGCUACGACACCAAGUGCGAGUGCUUCUUCCAUCGCACUUUCUACGGUGAACUUCGUAGCAGCGUCAUGUGCCACAAGUGUGGUAAGACCACUCACACCUUUGACCCGAUGAUCGACUUGAGUCUCGACGUGCAACUUCAGAACAAGAAACGGAAGCUCGGUCGAUCAAGUGCACCAGGCAGUGCCUCCUUAAUCAACUGUCUGGAGAGUUUCACCGCUGUCGAGGAUCUCCAGCAUCAGACCGAGGCGGCCUACCACUGCGAGAAAUGUGGAAACACGCCCCAGCGAGCAUCAAAACGACUGCAGAUCAACAAGCUCCCGGGGAUUCUGUGCAUGCAGUUGAAGCGAUACGAACACAACUCAUCGUCCUCCGAGAAGAUGGAUGGUCAUGUUGAUUUCCCGGUCACUCUGAACAUGCUGCCAUACACGGUUAAGAAGGACAAAGAGCGUGUCGAUACUUCCAACUAUCUGUAUGACCUGUCCACCGUCGUGGUUCACAAGGGAGCUAUGGAUUCCGGCCACUACUACUCUUACACCCGACUUAGUGGCGACAAAUGGGUUCUGAUGGAUGACAACAAAGUCACCGUUGCCAGUAUCGCCGAUGUUCUCAAGCAGGACGCUUAUCUUCUCUUCUACAGCAUUCGUGCUAUUCACCCUGAUAAGUGA
This is a messenger RNA of Penicillium diatomitis, 1386 nucleotides long. RefSeq lists its product as uncharacterized. Gene Ontology annotation, molecular function: cysteine-type endopeptidase activity; cysteine-type deubiquitinase activity. The coding region runs from base 1 to 1386 and encodes 461 amino acids. NCBI's taxonomy places the organism in Eukaryota, Fungi, Ascomycota, Eurotiomycetes, Eurotiales, Aspergillaceae. The record is from RefSeq and is a predicted model, not a curated record. The transcript has 8 exons. Gene Ontology annotation, cellular component: nucleus; cytosol.